AUGUCAUCAAUCAAGAACGUCGCAGUUCUUGGAGCCACCGGAAAUGUCGGCAAAACUGCAGUUCCAGCUUUGCUUUAUGCUGGCUUCGUCGUGACAAUCAUUGCAAGACCAGAGAGCACCGCUACCUAUCCCGAAGGAGUCACCGUCAAGAAGGCCUCUUACGAUGACUUUGAGACACUUACCAAGGUUCUUAAGGGCCAAGAUGCUCUUGUCGAAGCAUUCAAUCCCGCAGCAGCCGAGCACCAAAGCAUUAUCGUGCGAGCCGCCCUGGCUGCUGGGGUGCAACGUCUGAUUACUCCUGAGUUCAGUACUGAUUCUUUCUCAGCUCACGCUGAUGAAGUCGGGAUCUUUGAACCUAAGCGGAAGGCUCAAAAGGAGCUUGAAGAGCUCACAUCGGCGCCUGGUUGCAAGCUCUCCUGGACGGCCAUCAUUCCUGGAGGGUGGUUUGACUGGGGUAUUGAGGGUGGAUUCUUUUGGAUCGACAAGAAGCAGCGGACCAUCACUCGCUUCGGAUCUGGCAACCAAAAAGUGUCCAUCAGUCGCUUGCAACUUUGCGCCGAGACCAUUGUAACUGUUCUUCAAAACACAGACAAGUAUCGCAAUCGUGUCGCCUACGUUGCAGAUUAUGCCGUCAGCACAAACGAAUUCAUCGACAUUAUUAAUGAAAUCUCAUCUGGCGAAGAAUGGAAGGUGAUCGAUGUCGAUAUUGAAGCGUUUAAAAAAGAAGGGUUUGCACUCUGGGAUGAAGACACUAAGAAGGGUGUGAAGACUCGGCUGUUCACUAAAGCAUACACCAUGCUGGGGACUGUUGCUCUGUUUGAUGAAGAGAAUCGCUACGACGCGGACUACUCGUACAAGCAAGAGCCCGGAACUGGCCGACCGAUUGAGAGCCUCAAGGAAGAGCUGCAGAAGCUGCUGGGUUACAAUUGA
Messenger RNA from Trichoderma aggressivum f. europaeum, 930 nucleotides. RefSeq lists its product as uncharacterized. The coding region runs from base 1 to 930 and encodes 309 amino acids. The record is from RefSeq and is a predicted model, not a curated record. NCBI's taxonomy places the organism in Eukaryota, Fungi, Ascomycota, Sordariomycetes, Hypocreales, Hypocreaceae. The transcript is spliced from 2 exons.